UUAAUUAAUCAUCAUUCCCAUCUUCUUCUUCUUCAAAUUUUUCUUUUUGAUUUUAAUUCUCAAGUGGGUUUUUCUUCCCCAUCAUAUCACAGGCCUUGCAUGGAGAAAACACACACAAAAUCUGCAUUAAGGAAGUUUGUGAAGGCUGGUUCACAGUCUGCUGUGUCAUGGAGUUCUAAUGCAAGAGGAAUGGCAAAAGAUCAUGAAGUGAGAGACCAAAAUCCAAAGGUUAAUAUGGUGAAGCCUGGAAGCCCAAAGCCUCCCGCAAAAGAAAACACGAAGCCACUAGACAUCAGACUCCAUACCCAGCAAAGAGCUGUCAAGCGUGCCAUGUUCAAUUAUUCGGUUGCAACUAAGCUUUAUGUCAUGGAAAUACAGAAGAAGCAAGUGGAAAAAUUGCAGAAGAUGAUAGAGGAGGAGGAGAUUCGAAUGCUGCGAAAGGAGAUGGUUCCAAAAGCUCAGUUGAUGCCUUUCUUUGACAGACCUUUUUUUCCACAAAGGUCAACACAACCUUUGACAAUUCCAAGAGAGCCUGGUUUCCGAAUGCUAAACGGCAAGUGUUGGAGCUGUGUCUGUGGUGACCAUCAACUAUAUGGAUUUUGCCAUGCUCAUGAAUAGAAGCCAUUAAAAAAUAAAAAUACAUGAGAAUUAAGUAGAAAAUCAGUUAUGACCAUCUGAUUUCAUAUGACGGGUAAUGAUGAUAUAUAUGUAAAAUCAUAGUAAA
Carica papaya (papaya) is the source of this 724-nucleotide messenger RNA. RefSeq names its product TPX2 (targeting protein for Xklp2) protein family. The record is from RefSeq and is a predicted model, not a curated record. NCBI's taxonomy places the organism in Eukaryota, Viridiplantae, Streptophyta, Magnoliopsida, Brassicales, Caricaceae. Gene Ontology annotation, molecular function: protein kinase activator activity; microtubule binding. Gene Ontology annotation, biological process: regulation of mitotic spindle organization; activation of protein kinase activity; mitotic spindle assembly. Gene Ontology annotation, cellular component: nuclear microtubule; spindle.